Molecule: messenger RNA, 657 nt
Organism: Alternaria conjuncta
Lineage: Eukaryota; Fungi; Ascomycota; Dothideomycetes; Pleosporales; Pleosporaceae
Exons: 4
Coding region: 1-657 (218 amino acids)
Source: RefSeq, a predicted model, not a curated record
AUGACGCGAUCCCAGUCGGCUCAAUACCCAGCACCUCGUCGACCAGUAACAUCUCUUCCUUAUGACGUGCAAUCUACCAUACGAAGUCUUGAUCGAAGGUAUAUUCAGACAGAUCCGAAUGAAGCCAGCAAUCAGGAGUCGCUCGAUCCACGCUACCGUCGAGUUGUCAAGCAUCACCACGCUAGUUUCUUUGUGCUUGGUCGAGUUUUCAAGAUGCUCUGGACGGAACCUGCAGGUCAAAGCAAUCCAGGCAGAACUCGCAAUUCCACGCACUUCAGCACCGUCCUUUACGGCCAAACGGCUUUCAGUGAGAUACGCAGAUUCGUCGUUGUGCGAAAUAAGGGCGACUUCAGCCAGUGCAUUCCAAUCCAAACCUACAAAGGCCAAGGCGCCACCAAGCCAGGCCUCGUCAUGGACGAUCACGGUGUUAUCCACACCUCAUCCUUGGCCCCGAAUUUGCUACCAGGCGAAAAUCUGACGAAAUACUCAGUGCAGGUUCAGCCCUUCAAAGACGAACGGCUAGAGGCAGCAAGUCGCGUCAAUUACGGAAAGGCAUAUGCUGUUGAACACAACGUCAAAGUCCUCGAAGUUGGCAUGAUACUAGAAGGUCACAGGUACUUGAUUCAGCAAUAUUUCGACAGUGCAAUGCAGAGCUAG